This is a messenger RNA of Scomber japonicus (chub mackerel), 819 nucleotides long. It is a transcript of the gene med29, whose product is annotated as mediator complex subunit 29. The coding region runs from base 16 to 558 and encodes 180 amino acids. NCBI's taxonomy places the organism in Eukaryota, Metazoa, Chordata, Actinopteri, Scombriformes, Scombridae. Gene Ontology annotation, cellular component: mediator complex. Gene Ontology annotation, molecular function: transcription coregulator activity; transcription factor binding. The record is from RefSeq and is a predicted model, not a curated record. Gene Ontology annotation, biological process: regulation of transcription by RNA polymerase II. The transcript has 4 exons.
GCUAGCCGGUCAAAAAUGGCUUCUCAACAGCAACAACCUGGCGUUUCGAUGUCUCAAGCCGGACUACAACAGUCUGCUUCAUUACAACAACAGCAGCAGCAGCAGUUGAGUCAACAGCAAGACUUUGACCCCGUUCAUAGAUUUAAGAUGCUUAUACCACAGCUGAAAGAAAGCCUACAGAAUUUAAUGAAGAUUGCAUCCCUGAAUUUGGCCCACAAUACGUCAAUAGACAACGGCAUGUUCAGCAAAAGUAGCGACACCACCGUUCAGCGCUUUGACAAAAGCCUGGAGGAGUUUUAUGCCCUGUGCGAUCAGCUGGAGCUGUGCUUGCGGCUGGCGUAUGAGUGCCUCUCCCAGAGCAUCGACAGUGCCAAACAUUCACCCAACCUGGUUCCAACAGCCACCAAGCCAGACACAGUGCAGACAGAGUCCAUGUCUUAUGCCCAGUACCUCUGCAUGAUCAAAUCUCAGAUCUCCUGUGCCAAAGAUAUCCACAACGCUCUGCUGGAGUGUUCCAAGAAGAUUGCAGGAAAAGGACAACCUCAGGGAAUCAUGUAGUCCUGGACUCACUAACCCGACUCUUUAUGCAUCCGCUGGCUUUUUGGAAUUUCAUAUUUGCUGUUCAUUUCUCAAGAUCCUGUGUAUUUAGUUGUUUUUUAAAAAAUAAUUUAUGUUCCUUGUAAACGCUGUGUAAAUAUUCUUGACAAACAGUCAUGAUCUAAAAUGACCAGCAGGUGGUGGCAAAGUUGUAAUUGCCAACUCAAAACUCACAAGUCUUUUGUAGCUUAUUUGUAUUGACUAUUAAAAUCUUUCUACUGA